Messenger RNA from Pocillopora damicornis (cauliflower coral), 5046 nucleotides. RefSeq lists its product as uncharacterized. Gene Ontology annotation, molecular function: guanyl-nucleotide exchange factor activity. Gene Ontology annotation, cellular component: cytoplasm; membrane. Lineage: Eukaryota; Metazoa; Cnidaria; Anthozoa; Scleractinia; Pocilloporidae. The record is from RefSeq and is a predicted model, not a curated record.
UAUGGCGGAAGGUUAGAGGUGUUGAGGAAAACGGAAGUCGUAGUUGGCCUUCGAUGAAUUUUAUUAGUUUGCAAGAAGGGUAUGGAAAGGACCUCUAUCACGCCAGAUCAGCUAUUAAGGAUAUUCAAUGAAGCGCCUUCGUCAAACGUAUCGCCUUCCAAGAUCUGUGGUCAAGAAAAAUUUUACACCCAUCCACCUUUGCUACCUGGAGAGCAGAUUAUUUCACAGCAGGAUCAUGUAACAUGUGUGGACACCUUUGAUGAUAUUACAGAAGGAGUACUCCACAUCACCACCUACAGAGUUAUUUUUGCUGGUUCUCAUAUGAAGCAUGGCCUAGAUGAACAUGAGUUUGUUGAUGCUGAUCCUGAGGAAGUGGCAAGGAGAGGGCAUCACUUUCAAACAAGCUCUAGGAAGGCCUCUCCUAGCCACUCUAAAUGUCACGCAAUCAGGAGUUUUGAAGCAACUCACCCAAGGAAACCAAAUAAAAGGUUGAGUGCUCAUAAUAUUUCUAAGAAAAUAAAAUCAGGUGGCGUGAGAAGAGGACUGCGGCACAGCCAGUCAAUGAAAGGGAAGAACCAUGCAGUGGCUACUCUUCCAGGUGUUUGUGAACAGAGUGUCAAAUUACAAACCCUGAGGCCAAUAAUUCUGUCAAAUAUUGAACAUAUUGAUCAUAGUUAUGAAGUGGAAGUGUCCAUUCCUCUUUCAAGCAUUUUUGACAUUAAGAAGUUCUCCAAGAAGAACUUGCCAAAAGACAAACAAAUGUUUUUGUUGGAUGGAUUUGAAAUUUUCUGUAGCAACAUCCAAUCACAUAGGUUCUGUCCAGGUCUUAUGACCACAAUUGAUGCAGAGGCUGUUAUGAAAAUCAUUCUCCAAACUUCAAAAAUAGAUUUUUCUAAGUUAUUUGCCUUUACUUAUAAAAGCUCCAUCAUUCUGCCUACGUCAUGUACUAUUUUGGACAGUAAAGAUGCUCCCAACUUCUAUAAGUUUGAAGUUGAGUGUGACCGACUCAAGUUAUUCCAUACUGGAAACUGGCAAAUUCACAAAGGAACACGGCCUUUACACUAUCCAGCAAAAGUGGUUGUGCCGAUUUCAGUGACAAAGGAGGAGUUAACUGAAAUAGCUGACGUUCACAGAGGAGAAGGAUGUUUCCCAGUAGUUUGCUGGAGACAUAUCAAUUGCGGUGCAGUCAUGUUAAGGUCUCCUGCAGCAUUGUUCAGAAGAGGCCUUAAAGACUCGCGUUGCCCAGCAGAUGAGAAGUAUCUUGUAACAGUCAGCGCACUUAGUGAAGCUGCUACAGAAAAACUGGUUGUUUUCACUGAACAAAUAAGACAGUCAGGAGGAGGGUUACUGAACUCUUCUCAACAAGUGACUCAAAUGACAGGACAGCUCACUCCACAGGAAGGCGAGACUUUCUAUUAUCCUAACAUCAAGUUUAUGUAUGCUGAGGGAAUACCAGAUGUCAAAUCUGUGAAGCAGAGUGCGUACAAACUUCAAGCAGUUCUCGCAAACAGAAGUGAUGACAGUAAAUGGCUUUCUGCGCUGGAUGAUUGUGAUUGGUUGAUGCAAGUCAGCGAGCUGCUCAAAACAGCCACUCACAUUUCAGUUGCUAUGGAUUGUGACAAGUCAUCUGUCAUGAUCAGUUAUGAAGACGGAAUGGACAGAACAGCUCAGGUGACAAGUCUUUCUCAGUUGUUGCUGGAUCCUUUUUAUAGGACAGUGGCUGGCUUUCAGAUCUUGAUUCAAAAGGAAUGGUUAUCAUUUGGUCACAAAUUUUACUCCCGUACCAUGUCCCCGCAGGCUCAUGAUGAUUACAGUCCGGUGUUUCUUCAAUGGUUGGACUGUGUUUGGCAGGUCCUUCAACAGUUUCCAUUCUCGUUCGAGUUUAACAGCCUUUUACUUGAGGUAAUUGCAGAACACGUUUAUUCCUCGCGAUUUGGAACGUUUAUUGCCAACGCAGAAAGCGAGAGAGAAGAGGAAGAAUAUGAGGAUAAGACAAUUUCCCUUUGGACCUGGUUAAACGUGACUACCAUGGCAAACCCUGAAAAGUUCAUCAAUUUGCGUUAUAAGGAACAACAGCAACAGAGAGUGCUUCGUCCCCUGUACAGAAUACCUUAUCUUAAAUUGUGGUCGUCAUUCUAUGUCAAUCGAUAUCGUUAUGAUCAUGUUCACGAUGCUUCAAAAGCAGCCGAGCUGGAGGCACUGAAACUAGAAGAUAGAUACGAGGAGCUCCAGGAAAAAUACUGCAGUUUGAUUCGUAAACUUGCCGAAGUGGACUCCGAAGAUUACUCUUCUACAUUUUCCUUCCACACAGCUACUCUUCACCGUGCCUUGCAAAAAAAGAGUUCAAACGAUCAUUUUAGCGUGUUUAAGGGUAGCAGGAACAGUUCGCUUGAUAACGGACUUGACGCAUCCGGGACCUGGCCAAGCGAGGCUUCUAACCUGUCCGAAGAGGACCCGGAUACUCUGAUGUCAUCUAUGAAGUCGUUGUCUAUGCCGAGGAGGCGGAUGACACGCAGUCGUUCGUUGGAUGAUAUGUUGACCACUGAUCUGCGGCAAAAAAGAGCUCCUAAGAAAACAACGUUGUUGCGACGGGUCGGGAGCAGCAAAUUCUACACUGAGCAGAUAGUGAAUGCUGUCAAUGCAGAGCCUACCACUGAUGUGAGAAAUCUUCCCAUCUCCGAGAAAUACAACAGUCUAAAAGAGUACCUCGACAGCGAAGGUAUCGAUCUUGGUUCAGAGAAGGAUGUUAUAGUGACUGAAUCACGAUGCUGUGGCUAUAUGGUCAAACAAGGACAGGUUCGAAGGAGUUGGAAGAGACGAUGGUUUGUCCUCGACCUAACUAGGAAAUGCUUGGCUUACUUUGAAACGGAAAAGGCGGAUAUUCCCAAAGGAGCUAUCAGCUGCAAGGCCAUCACCCGUGUGUACGAACACAAGAAGUGUGGCAAGAGCAAAAAUCGGUUCCUGUUUUGUGUGGAUACUCCAGAUCGUACAUACAUUAUGUAUGCACCGAGUGAACAAAGUAUGAACAUUUGGAUAACGUGUCUUACGAUAUCACCGGCCGCUAUCGAACUUCAGAGAGACGAAACGUAGCAAACCCACCUGGAAUGCCGUUGGAAACCUUCUAACAAUGGCUAGAGAAUUGGCAUUGUAACGAGUGUGACUGUGAGAUGAAAUCUUUCAGAAGCUCGUCAAAUACCUCUUCUCGAGAUUGCCGCCCUAACUUGGCUGCAAGCAAGAAGCAAGAAGCAAGAAGCAAGAGAAACAAGUUAAGAUGUAGAUCAUUUUGCACGUUGUGGAUGCAAACUAGGCAUCAUUGAGUUACAGCGGGACAUUCAGCAAAAUUCUGUGCGAGUGACAAAUCGCAAUUUAGAUGGUGGUCUUUACAGGAAACCAUUUUAUACCAUAGUACACUGUUUUUCAAGGAACCAUUGUUGGUCUGAGUCAUUGUGUUGUGUGGCAUUGUUUAUUUAUUCUCUCUUAAAAUUGUUUGAAUGCCACCAUACAAACAAGGCUGAGUAGUAACAAUGGCUUCCUCGCUGACACAUGGAUAGUUACGAAAUGAUACAUAUUUGGGAAAUUCUGCAGUCGCGUUAUUUUGGCGCGAAAUUCUGCGCUACGCAACAUAUUUUUCAUUGAAUGUAGUAUCUCCUGUCAACUAAUCAGACGCGAAUAUUUAGGGCACUAGUCUUAUAGUAGUAUAACAACUGAGGGGUAUUUGUUAACGGUGAUAUCAGGCUAAUGCUCACUUAACUUUUCAGUGUUUGUUUGUUUCUUUCUUUCUUUCACUCUUUUCGUGACGGAUUUCUUGUAGGGGUUGGUACGUGUAAGAGCUGUUCACGUGCAAAGUACUUUAACCCUUUAACCCCUAAGAGAGAUUAUCCUCUAAUUUCUCCUCACAGUAUCUCCUCUGAAUCAAACAUUACAAUCAUGAGAAUUAUGAAAAUAAUCAACAACUACAGAAGCUGUGGACUGUUAAGCAAAUUCUUCUUGUCAGCACCUUCGGAAAUGUAUAGAGAACCGUGUGGAGAAUAUGCAUACUGAGCUUAGAGUGUAAAAUGUUAAAGUAUGGUAGGGUUCGUAGGACAAAUUACAAUGUGGCGGCUCAUAUUUAGUUGCAUGUUAAUCGGGUUUGGCGGGGAGAAGGAUCCUUAGGAGCCUUUUAAAUUGUAUUAUAGAUCAUCUGUGAUAAUCAAAUAUGGAAUUUGGGUAUGGCUGUAAAACAAUUUGUUUAUGCAGUCGAAGGUGUAUUUAAUUUUAAGAAAGGUUUUGGAAAAAAUAUGAUUUUUAUUUCCAUGAUUUCUAAUAAGCUGUAGAUAAUUCACAGUUCUCGUUUUGGAUCAUUAGCAUUCAAGUUUGUCCCCAGAGGUCUUGGAGUAUAAAUGAAUUACUCGGAAACAAUGGAAAUUUUCUAUAGUUAGUAAUCCGUAAAAUUUCAGCUCCUUGCAAGCAAUAUUUUCUGGAAAUAUUAAUGAUCCAAGAGUGUGAAAUGUUUGGGAGGUAAAAUUCCUAGAGAUGCUUUUGUUAUUCGCAUCAUUUCUCAGUUGUAUCCACAUACGGUUCCAAUUUUUAAGUGGCUCAUUCUCAAGUAUGUGCUUUUUGGAAUUACUCUGUUCGUAUUUUGAUCAAAGGAUUUCUAGUAAAUGCCAAUGAUUCCAAAGCAUUUUAACGGGGAUUCAUUUUACUGCGCGCAUUGAGUAAUCUUGUUUUAAUGCUCCCAUAAAUCCAACAUUUUUUUUUCUAUUAAUAAGUUUUAUUCCUCUAACUGAAAUGCUAUGUGUACUUGUAAAUGCUUUAAAUCAAUAAGGAUAUUUUGAUUAGCUGGCAAUUUAUGACCAAAAUUAUAUCAAAGCGAAUAUAUUUUAUAUAAUAGUGGUGGGAUAAAUUUUUCAAGUUAUUUUGAUAUAUGAUUGAUUUUAUAACAAGUUGUUAAAAAAUAAAAUGUGUAGAAUAUUCCAUAGAAAAUGAAAUUAAUAGAUUAUUUCUCAGUAGGGAAAGAUUCAGUGCAAGAGAAUUAUUAGGAAUUAAUAAAUUUCACAACUUCCAAUG